AGCGUGCUCGCCGGCCCGGGAGGCCCGCGGGCCCAGGACCGACGCGCCGAGGCAGCGUCUCCUCAGCGCCCCCGCCUUCCGCAGGCAGCUGGGCGGGCCCCAGCGCCGGGCCGCGAACAGGCGGCGCGGCGAACACCCGCGCGAGGCCCCGCGGCGCGUCAGGGAAGCGCGCCGGCCACCUCGGUCCCCAGACGCCGCCGCCGCACGCACGCACGCGCAGUGCACGCAGCAUGAGGGUCGCGGCCUUGAUCAGUGGUGGCAAGGACAGCUGUUAUAAUAUGAUGCAGUGCAUUGCUGCGGGGCAUCAGAUCGUUGCUUUAGCAAAUCUGAGACCAGAUGAAAACCAAGAGAGGUCUGAUGAGCUGGAUAGCUACAUGUAUCAGACAGUGGGUCAUCAAGCCAUUGACUUCUAUGCAGAGGCAAUGGCUCUUCCGCUGUACAGGAGAACCAUCAGGGGAAGAAGCUUGGAUACAGGACGGGAGUACACUAGAUGUGAAGGUGAUGAGGUUGAAGAUCUCUAUGAGCUUUUGAAACUUGUGAAGGAAAAUGAAGAAGUAGAUGGGAUAUCAGUAGGUGCCAUCCUUUCUGACUAUCAGCGUGUUCGCGUAGAAAAUGUGUGUAAAAGGCUUAAUCUUAAGCCUUUGGCUUACCUAUGGCAGAGGAACCAGGAAGAUUUGCUUCGAGAGAUGAUAGCAGCUAACAUUCAGGCAGUCAUCAUCAAAGUAGCAGCUUUCGGUUUGGAUCCAGAUAAGCAUCUAGGAAGAACCCUUGAUGAAAUGGAGCCCUAUCUCUUAGAGCUUUCUAAGAAGUAUGGAGUUCAUGUAUGUGGAGAAGGUGGAGAAUAUGAAACAUUCACUUUGGAUUGCCCUCUAUUUAAGAAGAAAAUAAUUGUAGAUUCCUCGGAAAUAGUCAUACAUUCAGCUGAUGCAUUUGCGCCAGUGGCUUAUCUGCGCUUUUUAGAAUUGCACUUGGAAGACAAGGUUUCACCAGUGCCAGACAACUACAAAAUAUGUGGUUCAGUACAUAAUUCUUAAAAAGCAUUUUAGAACAUUGUUGAGUAAACUAUCAUUGCUAUAAAAAAUACAUACCAGUUCGUGAACUGUGACCAACUUUUCCAUACUUUUGUAAUGUCUUAAAAAGAAUACUUGUUUCCAGAAGAAAUUAGUAGUACUGUUAAUUGAUUGGGAAAAAAUAUAUCAGUGACUUCAUUCAGUACUACUACCUACUUCCUCAGGAUUCACUUUCUCUUUUCUAAUAAGAGUUCACUAUGAUCUCUAUGUCAUAGGAGAAAAAAUAUGUAUCCUUUUUUUCCUUUUCCUUUCUCUCCAACUCUCAUUUUUUUUAAUAUUUCAUCAUUACAUUAGUUUCUUUUCCUUCUUUUAUUUCAUUUUACUGUCCUUGCCAAUUAGUCAUGAUGCCAAAACACCUGAAAAGGAAGGUGAAAAACAGUUAGUUUUUUUAGCCAAUAAACUUGUUCUGCUAGUUGUUA
This is a messenger RNA of Octodon degus (degu), 1489 nucleotides long. It is a transcript of the gene Dph6, whose product is annotated as diphthamine biosynthesis 6. Bases 231 to 1034 code for a protein of 267 amino acids. The transcript has 9 exons. Gene Ontology annotation, molecular function: diphthine-ammonia ligase activity. Gene Ontology annotation, biological process: protein histidyl modification to diphthamide. The record is from RefSeq and is a predicted model, not a curated record. NCBI's taxonomy places the organism in Eukaryota, Metazoa, Chordata, Mammalia, Rodentia, Octodontidae.